This is a messenger RNA of Glycine soja, 1900 nucleotides long. RefSeq names its product protein trichome birefringence-like 6. NCBI's taxonomy places the organism in Eukaryota, Viridiplantae, Streptophyta, Magnoliopsida, Fabales, Fabaceae. The transcript has 5 exons. Gene Ontology annotation, molecular function: O-acetyltransferase activity. The coding region runs from base 241 to 1749 and encodes 502 amino acids. The record is from RefSeq and is a predicted model, not a curated record. Gene Ontology annotation, cellular component: Golgi apparatus.
CCAUUCACCAGUUGAGCACCGUCAACUGAUGGACAGUACUUACCAGGAAAUAUGAGAAUUAUUUUCAAUCCACUCUAUUCCGCGUCGUCUCACAUUGCUUUUGGCUUUAACUUCUUUAUUUCUACAUUAAUUAAUUAUUCUCUUGCAAAUUCCAUUAAUCAAAUGAUGCAUGAACUAUGAUACUACCCAUCUUCUUCUAACUGCCCACCAUUGACUUGUUUUGAAGCACAUUUCUCAUCAAUGGAGAGACAGAGAAGUUUCUCCUUCAAACCCACUAGGCUUUUGGUCUUCUCUUUCACUAUUUUUUCCUCCAUCCUCUUCCUCUCUACCUUCACCACCUGGCUCACCAAUUACACACCUUCAAUUCACCAACAGAUUCAUCUUUACUUCAACACUUCUACUUCUUCUUCUUCUGUCGGUGACGGUGAAAGUGACAGUGUGGCUCUUCCACCUUUAACUGUUCAUUCCUUGACCAAAAACUUAACUGUAAAUGUCGUGAAAGUUCCAACUUUGAUCGAUAACCGUCUUGCUAGGACCCAGAAAAGCCUCUCUGGAUCCAAAUCUGAACCUGUACGACACCAUGUCGGUGCCUCAAAUGUUAAUUUCACGUCAAUGGAAGAGUAUGGAACUUCACCUGAGAGGGUACCCAGCAAGGAAGAGAAGAAGGUAGUAGCAGGUGAUUUAGUUGGGAAAACUCAAGUUCCUAUUUUGAAGAAGAUUGAGCAGAAGAAGAGAGUUGAAGGGUGUGAUUUAACAAAAGGGUAUUGGGUUUUUGAUGAAAGCUAUCCCCUUUAUUCCAAAGUUUCUUGUCCUUUCAUCGAUGAAGGUUUUGAUUGUGAGGGAAAUGGAAGAUUGAAUAGAAGCUACACUAAGUGGAGAUGGCAGCCCAAAGGGUGUGACCUUCCAAGGUUCAAUGCAACAAAAAUGCUGGAGUUGAUAAGGGGGAAAAGACUUGUUUUUGUGGGUGAUUCGAUUAAUAGAAACCAAUGGGAAUCAAUGUUGUGCAUGUUAUUGGGUGCUAUUAAAGAUCCAACGAGAGUGUAUGAGUCCCGUGGAAGGAAAAUCACGAAAGAGAAGGGAAAUUAUAGUUUCAGGUUUCUGGAUUAUCAAUGUACUGUUGAAUACUAUGUUAGUCAUUUCUUAGUUCAUGAAAGCAAGGCAAGAAUAGGGCAGAAACGAAGAUCGACAUUGCGAAUUGAUGCCAUUGAUCACGGUUCAUCGAGAUGGAGGGGAGCUGAUAUUGUGGUUUUCAACACUGCACAUUGGUGGUCACAUUCCAAAACACAAGCCGGGAUUUAUUACUACCAAGAAAGAGGUCUAGUUCAUCCCCAGCUAAAUGUUUCUACAGCUUUCAGAAAAGCUUUGAAGACUUGGGCUUCAUGGGUGGACAAACACAUUAAUCAUAGAAAAACCCACGUUUUCUUUCGAAGUUCAGCACCAUCACAUUUCAGGGGUGGCGAUUGGAAUUCCGGAGGGCAUUGUACAGAAGCCACCCUUCCUCUUAAUAAAACCUUAAGCACUACUUAUCCAGAGAAGAAUAUAAUCGCAGAGGAGGUAAUAAAGCAAAUGAGAACUCCUGUGACAUUGUUGAAUAUAACUAGUUUGUCAGCAUAUAGGAUCGAUGGUCACCCGUCAAUUUAUGGGAGAAAAACACGGUCGUCUAGGAUUCAAGAUUGUAGCCAUUGGUGCCUUCCGGGGGUUCCAGAUACAUGGAAUGAAUUGUUAUAUUUUCAUUUACAGAGUAGAUGAGAGCGACCUGUUCAAUCUCUCUUGUUCCCUUCAUUUUUUCUGUAAUCUGUAUAUACUAAGCAAAGUCAGCAUUUCAACUAUUUUGUCAUAACAUUUUGAAAAUCUUUCAAGAUUUCCUACCAACAAUUUCAAAACUUAGUUUUCCUUAUAA